Messenger RNA from Durusdinium trenchii, 771 nucleotides. Lineage: Eukaryota; Dinophyceae; Suessiales; Symbiodiniaceae. The record is from the annotation of a GenBank genome assembly.
AUGCCUCGCUCGAGGUAUGCCUCACUGGGGAGCGAAGUCUUCUUCCAAGAGUUCGGCUCCGACUGGACGUCUUACAGGUCGGCGCGGAACCGGCGGCGCAUCGACUUCAGUGGCCCCAAGUGGAGCUUAGAGACGCUGGGGGGCCCUGAAGGCGGUCUCAUGCAUAAGCAGUUGAUCCGCGAGCACAUCGACGCUUGGAGCCGAUGCGAGAUCCUCAACUUGGCAAAGAACAAGUUGACAGACAUCAGCUGCGUGAACGCCAUGAAGGACACAAGAACCUUUGAGUUCCGCAGACUACAGAUCCUCAAUACCUCCAGGCUGGACACAGAUCGUCAAGACUUAGACCAAAAAAGCUUGACGGAGAUCAACCUGAGCCACAAUGAGUUGGUGAAGCUUCCGGACUUCUCCAGCCUCUCACAGCUCAGCAAGUUGCUCCUCUCGCACAACGACAUCGACGACACGUUGCAGCAAUUUGGAGAUCUGCAGAAGCUACGAGUCUUGGAUUUGAGUUCCAACAAGUUUUCCUGGCGGCCGACCUUCUUCCGGAAGCAGCUCAGCCAUUUAGAGCGAAUCCAUCUGGAGGAGCUGAGGCUUUGGCCCAACCCCUUUGCCGACAGCUUCAAGGAAUACCAGUUCAUCACUGCUGUCACUCUGAGCUCCUUAACCUCACUGGAUGGCUUCCACAUCGACUCAGAACUCAGGCAGUGGCGCAGUGGCUACCGCGGCUGUGGUUUUGUAAGGAACAGGACACUGGAACUGGAACUGGACUGA